GCGCGGCCUGACGGCGGCGGGAGUCCGCGGUAGCUUCCUCGGCGCUGGCUCACGCGGCUCGCACGCUCAGCGGGGCAACAUGGCGGACGCAGAAGUAUUUAUUUUACCGAAGAAACAUAAGAAGAAAAAGGAGCGGAAAUCCUUACCAGAAGAAGAUGUAGCAGAAAUACAACAUGCUGAAGAAUUUCUCAUCAAACCUGAAUCCAAAGUGGCUCAGCUGGACACAUCUCAGUGGCCCCUGUUGCUAAAGAAUUUUGAUAAGCUAAAUGUAAGGACAACACAUUAUACGCCUCUUCCUUGUGGUUCAAAUCCUCUGAAGAGGGAAAUUGGGGACUAUAUCAGGACAGGUUUCAUUAAUCUUGACAAGCCUUCCAACCCCUCUUCCCAUGAGGUGGUAGCCUGGAUCCGGCGAAUACUCCGGGUAGAGAAGACAGGACACAGUGGUACCCUGGAUCCCAAGGUGACUGGUUGUUUAAUAGUGUGCAUUGAACGAGCCACCCGCUUGGUGAAAUCUCAGCAGAGCGCAGGCAAAGAGUAUGUGGGAAUUGUCCGGCUGCACAAUGCUAUCGAAGGGGGGACUCAGCUUUCUAGGGCCCUAGAGACCUUGACAGGUGCCUUAUUCCAGCGACCCCCGCUCAUCGCUGCCGUAAAGAGGCAGCUCCGAGUGCGGACCAUCUACGAGAGCAAGAUGAUCGAGUAUGAUCCUGAAAGGAGAUUAGGAAUCUUCUGGGUGAGUUGUGAGGCCGGCACUUACAUUCGGACGCUGUGUGUACACCUUGGUUUGUUAUUGGGAGUUGGUGGUCAGAUGCAGGAACUCCGGCGGGUUCGUUCCGGAGUCAUGAGUGAAAAGGACCACAUGGUGACGAUGCACGAUGUGAUGGACGCCCAGUGGCUGUAUGACAACCACAAGGACGAGAGCUACCUGCGGCGAGUUGUCUACCCUUUGGAAAAGCUGCUGACCUGCCAUAAACGGCUGGUCAUGAAAGACAGCGCGGUGAACGCAAUCUGCUACGGGGCGAAGAUCAUGCUCCCGGGUGUCCUCCGAUACGAGGACGGCAUCGAAGUCAAUCAGGAGAUUGUGGUCAUCACCACCAAAGGGGAGGCCAUCUGCAUGGCUAUUGCAUUAAUGACCACGGCAGUGAUCUCCACCUGUGACCAUGGUAUCGUAGCCAAGAUCAAGAGAGUGAUCAUGGAGAGAGACACUUACCCUCGGAAGUGGGGUUUAGGUCCAAAAGCGAGUCAGAAGAGGCUGAUGAUCCAGCAGGGCCUUUUGGACAAGCACGGCAAGCCCACGGACAGCACGCCUGCCGCCUGGACACAGGCGUACGUGGACUACAGCGAUUCUGCCAGGAAAGAUGCCAAAGCCCCCCAGGUAGUUGCCGAAGCAGUCAAAGCCCCGAAGCGGAAGCGAGAGAGUGAAAGUGAUGAAACCUCUCCAGUGGCUCCCCAGUUGGUCAAGAAGGAAAAGAAGAAGAAAAAAGACAAGAAGGCCAAAGCCGCUCUGGAGAGUGUGGAGCAGCCGGGAGAUGGGGACAGUGACACCACCAAGAAGAAGAAGAAGAAGAAGAAAAUAAAAAUGGAAACCUUUUCUGUGUAGUGGACGCCACUUGAAGCACUGUGUCCAGGUGGGAGGAGGAAUUAAAGCCUUAUUGAGAAAUAACAUAACUACGUUUGUUCUUGAGGGAAUGAACCUGAGAUCCCGGAAAGGGCGGAGAGUCCAGCACGUCGGAGCAGCUGCUGCGACCUUGCUGACAUCCCCUGGCGCGGUCAUCCCAUCUUGUCCUGUUUUAAGGACACCGGUGAAGGGGGCGGGUUCGGCGCCACCCGCUUCUCUGCCCAAGAGAGUUGGAGUGUCUCCCCUUCAGACCCAGCACCGCCCAGUGAGCAUCCGCAGCUG
Molecule: messenger RNA, 1897 nt
Organism: Kogia breviceps (pygmy sperm whale)
Lineage: Eukaryota; Metazoa; Chordata; Mammalia; Artiodactyla; Physeteridae
Gene: DKC1
Product: dyskerin pseudouridine synthase 1
Biological process (GO): rRNA pseudouridine synthesis; mRNA pseudouridine synthesis; box H/ACA sno(s)RNA 3'-end processing
Cellular component (GO): box H/ACA snoRNP complex
Molecular function (GO): pseudouridine synthase activity; RNA binding
Source: RefSeq, a predicted model, not a curated record